AUGGGGGGGCCCGGGGCGGCCGCGCUGCUCCCCGCGCUCGUGCUGGCCGUGCUGGGGGCCCCCGCGCCGCUCGCCAACCGCACCCGGGCGGUCGCGGAGCUGGGGCGCGGCUGGGACAGCCUGGUGGCCGGCUCGCUGGGGCGCCUGCGGGCGGAGCAGCCCCCCGUGCAGGGCGGGGCCGGGGACUACCUGCUGGGCAUCCGGCGGCUGCGGCGCCUCUACUGCAACGUGGGCAUCGGCUUCCACCUGCAGGUGCUGCCCGGCGGCCGCGUGGGGGGCGUGCACGCCGACACCGCCGACAGCCUGCUGGAGCUGUCGCCGGUGGAGAGGGGCGUGGUGAGCAUCUUCGGGGUGACCAGCCGCUACUUCGUGGCCAUGGACGACAAGGGCAGACUCUACGGCUCGCCUUUCUUCACCGAGGAGUGCAUGUUCCAGGAGACCUUGCUCGCCAACAACUACAACGCCUACGAGAGCUUCCCGCACCCCGGCCUGUUCAUCGCCCUCAGCAAGAACGGCAGGGCCAAGAAGGGCAACCGGGUGUCCCCCACCAUGAAGGUCACCCACUUCCUGCCCAGGCUCUGAC
This is a messenger RNA of Erinaceus europaeus (western European hedgehog), 583 nucleotides long. It is a transcript of the gene FGF4, whose product is annotated as fibroblast growth factor 4. Bases 1 to 582 code for a protein of 193 amino acids. Gene Ontology annotation, biological process: cell differentiation; positive regulation of gene expression; regulation of cell migration. Lineage: Eukaryota; Metazoa; Chordata; Mammalia; Eulipotyphla; Erinaceidae. Gene Ontology annotation, cellular component: cytoplasm. Gene Ontology annotation, molecular function: fibroblast growth factor receptor binding; growth factor activity. The transcript has 3 exons. The record is from RefSeq and is a predicted model, not a curated record.